AUGGUGUUCAUGACAAUAAAACCUACAUUCUAUUUGGAAUCGUUCGAGGUCCGCUCGUUUGAUUUAUCAGGCAAUGGCGGACCUGGGACAACAUUGAAGGCUAAUUGGGAGACGAAAAUAUCAAUUAAAAAUACAAACACUAGGUCAUCAGUACUUGUGAAUCAAGUUGAAACAUCCUUGGUGUAUAGAUAUGUUGCACUAGACGUGUCUUACAUGGACCAUGUCGAGAUUCAGAAGGAUAGUAACGUCCAGAUACUGGACGCCUUCUCUUUCCCUAGCUCGAAACGAACGUUUAACGCGGAUUCUGCGGUGAAAGAAAUGGCUAAAGAUAGACAACGAGGGCAAAUUAUGUUUGAUUUGAAACUUGAGGUACAACUUAUGGUUAAGUCUAAUGUUUUUCAUAAAUCAGAGAAAAUGCGUUUGUUUUGUGAAAGAAUUACAUUAGAUUUUAAGAAUACUACUUCUAAUAUUCCAACAUGGAAUGGUAAUAAACAUGAAUGUGUAUCAGGUUUAUGA
This is a messenger RNA of Solanum stenotomum, 516 nucleotides long. RefSeq lists its product as uncharacterized. The transcript has a single exon. Lineage: Eukaryota; Viridiplantae; Streptophyta; Magnoliopsida; Solanales; Solanaceae. The record is from RefSeq and is a predicted model, not a curated record. Bases 1 to 516 code for a protein of 171 amino acids.